Molecule: messenger RNA, 531 nt
Organism: Chanos chanos (milkfish)
Lineage: Eukaryota; Metazoa; Chordata; Actinopteri; Gonorynchiformes; Chanidae
Gene: tmem88bl
Product: transmembrane protein 88b-like
Exons: 2
Coding region: 1-531 (176 amino acids)
Cellular component (GO): plasma membrane
Molecular function (GO): PDZ domain binding
Source: RefSeq, a predicted model, not a curated record
AUGUGUGGCAUGGAUGUUGACCUUGAUGAAGGCGGGACUGGAGAUGAUGAGAGAGAUCAGGAGGAUGAGUUUGCAACAGCAGGAGAGGGGGUGCGGAUGUUGCCCCCUCCGACUGCUCACUGCGACGGGGGAGUGUGGGGUAGCCGCAGAGGCAGGUGUGGCUGUCUGGCAUGGGGAACAGGGCUGCUGCUGUGGAACAUUACGCUGGUGUUGGCAUGUCUGCUACUCAUGACUGUCAUAUUCAGCCUGAUCCUGAUGCCUGCUGGCCUGUUGCUGUACGCCGGGUUCCUCUGCCACUCACGGGUCCUAGCCUCUCCCUCAGGCCUUUGCCGUUACCUCGACGACAACAGUUGCUCCGCCCUCAUUAUUCUUGGAUUCGUGAUGAUGUCACCAUUGGUUGUGGUAGCGGCGGCCACCUUCUGUGGGCUGCUCCGUCGACUGAGACUCCUCAUGCUCUUUCAGCCAAUUACACAUGCCUGGUAUAGGGGGCGGGGUUUGGGCUGGGGUAGGGACAUUCGCGCUUGGGUGUGA